AUGGUCGCCUUCACCGCUCUGGCUCUUGCUUUCCUCUACGGAACCUCGACGGUGUUUGGGGAAAGGGUGGGCCGUGGUUGUGGAACAAGCAUCAGUGCUGAGGAAAAGUUAGUGAAUGAGAAGCGCUUCGCUGACCACCGCAAGCACGCUCCAGCUGGUCUCCUCAAGGCCGCCCCUCUCAACGUCUACUGGACCCUCAUCUACACGAACGAGACCACAGAGGGAGGUUACCUUCCAGACAAAUUCAUUGAAGAUCAGAUGCAGGUCCUCACUGACGACUUUUCUCCAUCUGGUCUCACCUUUGCCGUCCAAGACGUGAGGCGCGUUCACCAUCCUGAGUGGUUCAGCAGGCUCGGUCCGUAUUCCACCGUAGAUAUGGACAUAGAAAUGAAGACGCUCUAUAGGCGUGGUGGCGCCGCAGACCUCAACAUCUUCACCGUCGGGUUCGAAGUUGGCGCUGCCUCAGGUCUUUUAGGGUACGCUUCGCUGCCCGCCUACUAUGAGGCCUUCCCCGUCCAAGAUGCAGUUGUGCUCGCACACAUGACGCUCCCAGGCGGGAGCUUCGACCGAUUCAACCUCGGGCGUACUCUGACUCACGAGGUCGGGCACUGGGUCGGACUGUACCAUACCUUCGAAGGCGGGUGCGGGGAGCCAGGCGAUGAAGUCGAGGACACCGCAUCCGAGAGGUAUGGGGUAUUGGGGUGCCCGGUUGGAAAGGAUACGUGCCCUGGCGGAGGUGCUGAUCCUAUCCGGGUGAUAGAUAACUUCAUGGACUACUCGGACGACGCGUGCAUGACGCAUUUCACCCCCGGCCAGAUCGCACGCUUCAAAGACCAGAUUGCGACCUAUCGACAGAUCACCAGUGCCAUUGACGCUGACGAAUGA
This is a messenger RNA of Cyclocybe aegerita, 885 nucleotides long. The record is from the annotation of a GenBank genome assembly. Lineage: Eukaryota; Fungi; Basidiomycota; Agaricomycetes; Agaricales; Hemipholiotaceae.